Psammomys obesus (fat sand rat) is the source of this 1952-nucleotide messenger RNA. It is a transcript of the gene Klhdc8b, whose product is annotated as kelch domain containing 8B. Lineage: Eukaryota; Metazoa; Chordata; Mammalia; Rodentia; Muridae. The record is from RefSeq and is a predicted model, not a curated record. Gene Ontology annotation, molecular function: protein binding.
GCGGGAGCCCCACCAGAGCCCAGCUUCAGCCCUAGCCAGAGCCAGCGUCAGCGGAGGCGGAACAGCGGACCCCCUGGCGACAUCAGAGAUCCAGCGGGUGAAGGCAAGGUCCUUUGGACUAGUCAGACAGCCUUACGCCCUGGCAGAAUCAAGAUGAGGCCCUACCGUGUCCCCCCAGCGAGGCCCCACAGCCUGAGCAAGUAGCAUGGCCUGCCACUGGCAGUGAGCAACAUGGCCGCAGGAGGUGGCCGGGCCUUUGCUUGGCAGGUGUUCCCCCCCAUGCCCACGUGCCGGGUGUACGGCACAGUGGCACACCAGGAUGGACACCUGCUGGUGUUGGGGGGCUGUGGCCGGGCUGGGUUACCUCUGGACACUGCUGAGACACUGGACAUGGCCUCACACACAUGGCUAGCAUUAGCACCUCUGCCUACUGCCCGGGCUGGUGCAGCUGCUGUGGUUCUGGGUAAGCAGGUGCUAGUGGUGGGUGGCGUGGAUGAAGUCCAGAGCCCAGUAGCUGUUGUGGAGGCCUUCUUGGCUGAUGAAGGCCGCUGGGAGCGUCGGGCUACCCUCCCUCAAGCAGCCAUGGGGGUUGCGACUGUGGAGAGAGAUGGUGUGGUGUAUGCUCUGGGGGGAAUGGGCCCUGACACGGCCCCCCAGGCCCAGGUCCUGUCAUAUGAGCCCCGCCGGGACUGCUGGCUUUCGCUACCCUCCAUGCCCACACCCUGCUAUGGGGCCUCCACCUUCCUGCAUGGAAACAAGAUUUAUGUCCUGGGAGGCCGCCAGGGCAAGCUGCCAGUGACUGCUUUUGAAGCUUUCGAUCUGGAGACCCGGACGUGGACCCGGCACCCAAGCCUGCCCAGCCGCAGGGCCUUUGCUGGCUGUGCCAUGGCUGAAGGCAGUGUCUUUAGCCUGGGUGGCCUGCAGCAGCCCGGGCCUCACAAUUUCUACUCCCGCCCGCAUUUUGUCAACACUGUGGAGAUGUUUGACCUGGAGCAUGGAUCCUGGACUAAGCUGCCUCGUAGCCUGCGAAUGAGGGAUAAGAGGGCUGACUUUGUGGUUGGCUCCCUUGGGGGCAACAUUGUGGCUAUUGGGGGCCUUGGGAACCAGCCAUGCCCUUUGGCCUCUGUGGAGAGCUUCAAUCUUGCACGCCGACGCUGGGAGGCACUGCCUGCCAUGCCUACAGCCCGAUGCUCCUGUUCCAGCUUACAAGCUGGGCCCAGGCUGUUUGUGAUUGGGGGCGUGGCCCAGGGCCCCAGUCAAGCUGUGGAGGCACUGUGUCUGCGUGAUGGAGUCUGAAGGCCUGGUGAGACCGUCUACUAGAGCAGCUCAGUAGAGAAGCAGAUUUGGCUCCUUUUUGCUGCUAAGGGACCUCCCUAUGGCUCUGCAGGGUGAGGGAGGCCCAGGGGAGGGCACCUGAGUCACUGCCUUUGGGACUUGGGUUGGGGGAGCCUUUGUUUUUGGCACAGGACACACAUGCUCACAUCUAUUUUUAUCAGCAUUCCACUCAUGAACCAUAGCUAGCUCCACCCAUGCCCUAGAAGUUACUAGGCCUUCUGUGAAGUGGGAAGAGCGUGGUGUUGGUCUCACAGCCUUCAGGAUAGGCCCUAAAAGUUGACCAGGCCCUCUUCAGUGGCCAUUAUGGAAAAGUAUGAGCUUCUGGCUUUCCUUGAGGGUCCCCGGGGACCCCAGGAGUAUUCUGAGGGUAGAAACCACAGAAGAAACAGAGGAGAGAAUGUGGGGACUGCCAGGGGGCCAGAGGACUGCUGCUUUGUGCCGUCUACACCAAGGGUUGUAUGGCCCGGGCAGGUCACGUCACCUCUCUGUGCCUCAGCAUCCUCAUUUGUAAAUGGGGAUCUCUGAAACUUUCCUGCCCGACCUACCUCACAGGGAUGUUGUGAGGACCCAGGGAGUUUUGAUGUAGAAAUAAAAAUACUGCUACAGUCUGGUAUGUG